Molecule: messenger RNA, 222 nt
Organism: Ilex paraguariensis (yerba mate)
Lineage: Eukaryota; Viridiplantae; Streptophyta; Magnoliopsida; Aquifoliales; Aquifoliaceae
Source: the annotation of a GenBank genome assembly
AUGUUGUUCCAGGUAGGAGGACAAGGGACUCGUCCCACGUUCUUCGAGAUGGCUGCUGCUCAUCAGCUCCCUUCCAGCCUUAGAGCCGCUCUCACCUACUCCCUCGGGGUGUUAGCUUUAAGAAGACCUUUCCUCCAUAGGGUCUUAGAUUAUGAAGACGAGUUCUUUUCUUUGCUUAUGCUGGUUCUUGAAACUCACAGCUUAAGAACCACAGAUGGAUAA